AUGAAUUCAGCCGCAUCUACUGCCCUUUUUGCUUGUUCUCGUUGUUUCUCAAGGCAUCCUUUUGAAGAAUUAUCUCCAGGAGAACAGCUAUGCAAGGAGUGUCGUGGAUCUUUUCCCGUCGUCAAAUGCACCUACUGCCGUUCGGAGUUUCAACAGACAAGUAAAUCUAAUACUUCCUCAAUCUGCAAAAAAUGUGAGGCCAAUGUCAAGGCAUAUGGUAAGCCAACAGCCUGUGAAUAUUGCAACAUAAUUGCUGCAUUUAUUGGCAACAAAUGUCAGCGGUGCGCAAACUCGGAGCGCAAGUAUGGAGCCGCGGUUACUUGCGAGCAGUGCAAACAGCGGUGCGCAUUCGAUAGACACGAUGAUGACAAGAAGGUUGUGGAUGGCAAGUUGUUAUGCUGGCUAUGCACCCAGUCGCUAAAGAGGGCCCUCGCUCGUACAAAGCAGCACAUGUCUGCUGUGGACAAACACAAGCAUCGCUCACAUAAGUCCAAAAACAGUCAUAAGGACAAACGCAAGUCUGACAUGAUGAAGUCCAUGGGCUCGGGCGACAUGUCCAUGAACGACUCACAGCCGAUGGAGAAGAAGUCUAAACUCCACCCUAUACAAGGAGAGUUAGACCCAAAUAGUUCGGACCACGUGGUAGCGAUGACGCAGCUGAAGGAAACUAUCGCCAGUCUACAGAAGAGGGUUCAGCAAAAGGACAUGGAGUUACUCGGCAAAGACAAACUGAUCACAGAACUCAAAGCGCAGCAUCACAAUGACACGACAGACCUUCGUAGCGAGAUGAAGAACAAGGACCGCUUGAACGAAACAAAAUUCACACUUAUGAACUCAAAAAUACAAAAUCUACUAAAAGAAGUGGCUACACUCAGCAAAUCGGCUAAGAAGAACAAUAAGAAUACAAAAUCGAUGCUAGCGAACGCAGAAAACAGUGGGAGCGGCACCGACAGCCCGAGCACCAAUUAGGACAAUUCAUAGUGUAAGACGACGACGUCAGAUAUUCUAUGGUAUGAAUACAUAAAAAUAUUAAUAUUGUUGAUAGCGAACAUAGAAUAGCUACAAUUUUGUAUUAUACUAUAAUAGGUGUGCCCCGCAGUUUUACCCUCGUAAUAUCAUGGGUGUGUUGUUAUUUAGCCUCUAAACUUCCUCAAUAAAUUGGCUAUCUAAAGCAAAAUAUAUAUAUAUAUAUAUAUAUAUAUAUGACUGGAUGUUUCUGAGAUUACCGUUUAACUUAUAAACUCUUUAAAGUUAGUAAACGUAAAUGAAAGAUUGUAAUGCCAGUUUUUACACAUGGAUCGAAAACCUUAC
Molecule: messenger RNA, 1311 nt
Organism: Pararge aegeria (speckled wood butterfly)
Lineage: Eukaryota; Metazoa; Arthropoda; Insecta; Lepidoptera; Nymphalidae
Product: protein FAM76A
Exons: 8
Coding region: 1-969 (322 amino acids)
Source: RefSeq, a predicted model, not a curated record